GUGCAUAACAAGUAAUACAAAUCCUCAAUGGCUCUCUGAUUCUGUUAAUUUAAAUUUAACUAUUCAGCCCAUUAUGCCUGCAAAUCUCCAAUUAAUCUGGUUAUAAAAAGCCCAAAAUGAAGUGACGUCGUUUUGAUAUUGUUAACAACAUUUUUGCUUUGGUAUCUUCUUCGGCUUCUAUCAUCUUAAUCUCGUCGCCGUCGUUUAGGGUUUUUUGAUCCAAGGAGCCAACUAUGGCGUCUCUGGCCAAGUUUCACUAUUGUGACCAAAUACCCCUCCUCAGUCUCAGCGGUCACAGUAGAUUUCAACCUAAACCUAACUCAUACCAAAUCCUACAGAAGCCUCCUCGGUCUCGCGUCAUUAGAGCUUCGUCUUCUUCAUCAGGCCCUAAACCCUCAUUGCUCAAAACAACCUGUGUAACUCUCACCACAGCCGCCGCUUUGUUCUCUGCUUCCCUACACCUCGCCGCCAGACCCGCCACCGCAACUCCAAUCGCGCCUCCUCCUCCACCGUCAUCCACGGCGGCAAAUCUCGCUGCCGAAAUACCCGGAGAAACGGACCAAAUCUCGUUGCAACAAGAGGAAGAAGCAGCUCUCGAGAAGCAUCUCGCUAGCCAUCCAAACGACGUUGAAGCUCUUCAGUCACUGAUGAAAAUCAAACUCCAGUCGAAGAAUAUCGAGCACGCGUUGGAGAUUCUAAACCGUCUGAUCGAAAUCGAUCCGGAAGAACAAGAAUGGCAAAUUCUAAAGGCUCAGAUGCAAACCUACGGCGGCGAUUUUGACUCGGCGACGAAAGGAUUCGAGGAGAUUCUGAUGAAAGAUCCGUUUCGCGUGGAAGCUUAUCACGGAUUGGUAAUGGCUUACUCGGACUCGGAAUUAAAAUUAUCAGAGCUCGAGAGUAGAAUCAGCGAAGCUAUGGAGAAAUGCAAGAAGGAAGAUAGGAAGAAGGAUUUUCGAGAUUUCAUGCUGUUGAUUGCGCAGAUCAGGGUAAUACAAGGGAAUCCAAUAGAAGCACUUAGGGUUUAUCAGGAAUUGGUGAAAGAUGAGCCUAGAGAUUUUAGGCCAUAUCUAUGUCAAGGUCUGAUUUAUACGUUGAUGAAGAAGAAAGACGAAGCAGAGAAGCAUUUCGAGCAGUUUCGAAGAUUGGUUCCUGAGAAUCAUCCGUAUAAAGAGUAUUUUGAUGCCAAUGUGCUCAACACUAACAAGCUUUUCGCAAAUAUUCGGUAAACAAAACAAAAUAAAAUCUGAGCUUUGACUCCAAAGUUUUGUGUUUUGUUGAAUGCUUAGAGUUGUUAACGGGUUUGUAUUUGGGGCAUAAUCUUUUUAAUAUACACGCAAAUGUGACAAAUGCUAUGAAUAAUAGUGAAUCUAAUCCGUUUUUAG
This is a messenger RNA of Eutrema salsugineum, 1382 nucleotides long. Its product is annotated as protein SLOW GREEN 1, chloroplastic. The record is from RefSeq and is a predicted model, not a curated record. Bases 234 to 1226 code for a protein of 330 amino acids. NCBI's taxonomy places the organism in Eukaryota, Viridiplantae, Streptophyta, Magnoliopsida, Brassicales, Brassicaceae. The transcript has a single exon. Gene Ontology annotation, molecular function: protein binding. Gene Ontology annotation, cellular component: chloroplast thylakoid membrane.